This is a messenger RNA of Apis dorsata (giant honeybee), 1479 nucleotides long. RefSeq names its product protein yellow-like. Lineage: Eukaryota; Metazoa; Arthropoda; Insecta; Hymenoptera; Apidae. The record is from RefSeq and is a predicted model, not a curated record. The transcript is spliced from 6 exons. The coding region runs from base 169 to 1407 and encodes 412 amino acids. Gene Ontology annotation, cellular component: extracellular region.
UAGGAUCCAAACCGAUGCAAGGAAAUUAGAUCAGUCAGUGUUCAGACAGCGGAACUUGGUACACGUUCGUUUGAACGAGCAGUUAGUUGGAACUGGAUCUUGCUGGAUUCUCCACGAAAGAGGAUUAAUCCUUACCUCGAGUUCGAAUUUUGGAUUAAAGUACAGAAGAUGCUGCAUCUAUUUCUUCUCUCAGGAUUGUUCUGCACCUUAACGGCCACAGAAAUCCUAGAAACCAUAGUCCAAUGGCCGCUUCUGGAUUUUGCUCUUCCAUACGAUCGAGAGUUCCUUAAUCAGUAUCGGCCCGAGAACGUGGUUCCAACUGGCAUCGAGGUGGGCUGGGACAAGAUAUUCAUCAGCGUUCCAAGAUUACGAGCGGGCAUCCCCGCGACCUUGAACUACAUAUCAAGAAAUCUUCCAUUGGAGAGUAGCCCUCAAUUAAACGCUUAUCCAUCAUGGGACUGGCACAGCGCGGGAAAAGGCGAUUUAAAUUGCUCGUUGCUGAUCUCCGUGUACAGAAUGAAGUUGGACAGGUGUAACCGAUUGUGGGUCAUUGACAGUGGCGUAAUGACGUCGAUCGAUGACUUUAGACCGGUUUGUCAACCGAAGAUAAUGGUGUUCGAUCUAAAGACCGAUCAAUUAGUGCGACAGUAUACUUUUCCACGCGAGUCUCUAAGACCCAAUACGUUGCUGACCAAUCUGAUUCUCGAUGAUACCUCAGCAACUACCUGUGACGACAUGUUUCUUUACAUAAGUGACACUACAGGUCCCGGUAUAAUUGUAUUCGAUGGCGCAACGGAUAGAAGCUGGCGAAUUUUGCAUGCGAGCAUGUAUCCUCAUCCAGAUUUUUCCACUUAUCGAAUCGGAAGCGACAUGUUUGAAUUGUUCGACGGUGUCAUUGGCCUAGCAUUCUCCGCCAAACUUGGAACAUUAUACUAUCAACCGUUGGCCACGGAUCGUUUGUUCAGCGUGCCAACCACGGCUCUUCAAGCGGGUCCACCAGCAUUCGGUGAACAGCUGCCGGUAACUCUGGUCGGUAAAAAGUCGAGUCAAGGACUCGCUCUGGCCGUUGAUCCUCGUGAGGACACAAUUCUUUUCGCUCCGUUCACGGAAAUGGCGAUCGCUUCAUGGCAACCACAAACGAAUCAGCAAAGGAUUUUAGCUUAUACACCAGAAAAAUUGCAGUUCGUCGCGGAAAUUCGAUGGGCAGAGCGCGAUAAUGGCAACAUUUGGGUGAUGUCCACCAAAUUUCAGAAGUUCUUCAAGCAAGAAGUGAAUGCACGCGACAUCAACAUUCGAAUAAUGAGGCUAAUAUCCAUGCAAUCGACCCAUAAAAAUCCAAUCCUCAAUUCGUUUGCGCAAUCAUAUUUUCCAUCACAAUUCUACAACAAUACGAUAAACGUGUUUUAAAAGCGAAAGAAAUGUUUAAAAUUAAAUCAAAAAAUACUUAAAUUCAAUUCAAAGAAUGAUUCUUCGAUUAAA